Mya arenaria is the source of this 3389-nucleotide messenger RNA. Its product is annotated as hepatocyte growth factor-regulated tyrosine kinase substrate-like. The coding region runs from base 104 to 2512 and encodes 802 amino acids. Lineage: Eukaryota; Metazoa; Mollusca; Bivalvia; Myida; Myidae. Gene Ontology annotation, molecular function: metal ion binding; phosphatidylinositol binding; ubiquitin binding. The record is from RefSeq and is a predicted model, not a curated record. The transcript is spliced from 18 exons.
UGUGGAUAACCUGUCAACUUCGUGUUAAAAAUUCUACACGGGACGGUGAAUCAUAACAAAGAACUAUUUAUAUCUGUCUAAAUAUUACAUAGAACCGAAGAUUAUGUUUGGAGGAAGGUCGAACUUCGACAAGCAUUUGGAGAAAGCUACAAGUCAGCUUCUAUUGGAGCCAGAUUGGGACUCGAUUCUUCAGAUAUCUGACUGUAUCAGACAGGGGGAUGUCCAGCCAAAGCAUGCAGUAAAUGGUAUUAAGAGAAAGGUUGGAGUAGAGAAUCCCCAUGUGUCACUGUAUGCACUUCAGGUUCUCGAGUCGUGUAUGAAAAACUGUGGCAACCUGGUCCAUGAUGAAGUAGCUACCAAGGAGUUUAUGGAAUUUUUGAAAAACCUUGUCAAUACUCGUGGUGAACCAGUGAAAGGAAAGAUUCUCGAGCUGAUACAGGUCUGGUCUCACGCCUUCCGCAACGAGCCCAAGUACAAGAUUGUCCAGGAUACAUUCAAUAUUCUCAAACUUGAAGGUCAAUCAUUCCCCCAGUUGAAGGAGUCUGACGCCAUGUUCUCUGCUGAGAAAGCCCCAGAGUGGAAGGACGCCGAUUGCUGCUCCCGUUGUCGUACCACAUUUGGCAUGGUCCAGAGGAAGCACCAUUGUCGGGCCUGUGGGGAUGUUGUGUGUCAGAAGUGUUCCUCCAAGAACUCCAUCAUUCCGAAGUACGGCAUUGAGAAGGAGGUCCGGGUCUGUGACUCCUGUUACGACAAGAUCAACACGGGCACAGAUCAAGGAAGUAAGGACGAUGAACUACCAGCUGAGUACCUGAAUAGUCCUCUGUCUAAACAGUCUCAGGUGGGUACUCAGUACUCCAGGGAUGCGGCCCCGCCCAGUGCUGGUAAGACCGAGGCAGAAAUCCAGGAAGAGGAGGAAUUACAGUUGGCCAUUGCCCUCUCAAAAAGUGAGGAGGAAAAUAAGGCUAAAGAGCGAGAGAGGAUGCGGAGCAACUAUGGUAUCUAUGGGGGUGGAAACAAGGAGACAAAUCGGGGCCCCUCCCCCAUCCCGCAGCAACAGCCUGCUGUGGUUGUAUCAGCCCCUGUCAUGGACACCUCUGAUAUGGACCCGGAAUUAGCCCGCUACCUGAACCGUAACUACUGGGAGCAGAAAUCUGAGACAGUCAAGGUCAUCUCCACGACAACAACCCAGCCCUCGGCACCAGUCGCCCAGGCAACUGAGCCCAAGAACACCCAUGGUGGGGGUAAAGUGCAGGAGCAUUACCAGAAUGGGGAGACCGAGGAAGACCCAGCCCAGUUUCUUCAUGCUCUCAAUAGUAGCGUGGAGAUUUUCGUGAACCGUAUGCGGAGCAACUCAACUCGUGGGCGGAGUAUUGCUGUCGACUCGUCCGUACAGUCACUGUUUAACGUGAUCAGCAACAUGCACCCACAGCUGAUGAAGUAUGUCCAACAACAGGAGGACCUGAGAGGGCACUAUGAGUCCCUGCAAGACAAGCUAGCUCAGCUACGAGAUGCGCGAGAGGCACUAGACGCCCUACGAGAGGACCAUCGGGAGAAAAAACGUCGGGAAUUUGAGGAGAUGGAGAGAUUGAGGCAAAUACAGAUGGCACAGAAACUGGACAUCAUGAGGCAGAAGAAACAUGAGUACCUGGAGAUGCAGCGCCAGCUUGCCCUACAGCGUAUGCAGGAACAGGAGCGCGAGAUGCAGAUGAGGUUUGAACAGCAGAGACAGCUCACCCAGAUGAGACAGAUGCAGAACUAUGGCGGAUUUAACCAGGCUGGCUACCCUCAGGGUCAGAUGCAGGGAAUGCCGCCACAGGGGAUGUACGGGCCUGGCCCAGGGGCACCAGUUGAGGGUUCCCCUGUCCACCAGAUGCAGCAGGGAGCCCAGAUGGCCCCGGGACAAGGAUACAUGCCCCAGAUGUACCCUCCACAUGGCGGACAGCAGCCACAGUAUAACCAGAGCGGAGCUGGGCCCCAGUCCAGUAUGUACCAGUCCAUACCCCCACAGGGCACGCACCAGUACCAGGGUGGAUACAGCCAGACAGAUGGUCCUGCCCCUGGGGGCAUGCAUGGGCAGGGUGGAGGGGCAUACCAGCAUCACCAUGGUGUUCAGUAUAACGCAGCCGAUCCGUCAGGAGCCCAAUCACUACCCCAGGGUGCUGGUGGCGGGAUGCCUGGAGGUCAGGGGCCGGGUGCGUACACCUCCAUGCCUCCACAGAUGGGAGACUAUCAGCAACAGGGAGCAUUCAACUUGCAAGGCAUGUCUAAUGCACUCCCAGAAAACCAAGGCUAUGGAGCACAACCGCCCCCUCAACAACAGCAACACCACCCACACCAACAACCACCCCAGCAGCAACAACAGCAGUACUACAUAGGGGGUCAAGGUGGAGCACCCCCACCCCCAGCACAGCAGUAUCCUCCGCAGGGGAUCGGACAGCCCCAGGGGGUAGAGCCUGGUACCUCCCAGCAUAAACCUGGCCCCCACGAGGCAGAGCUUAUAUCAUUUGACUGACACUGUUAUAAAAGUUGAUACAUACUUCUAGAACACUGAGACUACCACAUUUAUGUUAAAAGUUAAAUACAUAAAUGAUACGCAAUCUGCGAAAUCAGGCCACAUGCGAAAUUGAUGUAGCGCAAGAAAUAACGUUUUUCAACAGAACAAUUUUUUUAGUGUGUCAAUGGGUUUUAUUAUAACAUGUCGUUUUUGAAAACCCCCACUUGGUAUCCGGUAUAAAGUCAUUAUCCCCUGCGGUCUCUUUUCCCCAGAUUGCGUCAAAAAUGUGUUCAUUGCAAUUUAGAACGAUUUUGUUGCUAGCAUUGCCAAAUCAAAUCGGAAAGUAAAAAUGAAAUGAACAAGAUAUUAUAAAAGCAUUUUAAAAUCAUGUUACAUCAUGCUGAUAAAAAAAACCUUGGCCACAAUUUAUAAAACGAUCAAGAAAUUAAUUACAUAUUUUGAGACAUUAUGUACAUGUACAUUGUAUAACAAAGCCAUAUCUCUUAAAUGUUUGUUGAGUUACAUGCAUCUUGUUUUGACAGACGACCGUUGGCAUUCCCUUUCCGGCACUCUUGUUUAAAAUUGCAUAACAAUAUAGGUGUAGUCUACGUUUUUGUGAUACAUUUCUUUCAAUGUAAAUGUGUAAUUCUACACUUGCAGUGUAUUUGUUUAAUUUGUAAUCAUUGUAAUAGUGAAUUAUUUGUUUAUUCAGACUAAUGACUUAGCCUGAUUUCCAUUUUGAAAUUUUACAAUGAAAUGUCUUAUAUUGAAUAGUGAAAGAAUGAUUUUUUAAAUUAAAAUUACAUGUUGUUUUCCAAUCUGUUGUGUAUGGUUAAACAUUAUAACAAUAAAACGUUGUGAUGAAAGUUGAAAAAAAUAAAUAUAUUUACAUGGA